Messenger RNA from Tribolium castaneum (red flour beetle), 2719 nucleotides. It is a transcript of the gene Gycalpha99B, whose product is annotated as Guanylyl cyclase alpha-subunit at 99B. Gene Ontology annotation, cellular component: guanylate cyclase complex, soluble. NCBI's taxonomy places the organism in Eukaryota, Metazoa, Arthropoda, Insecta, Coleoptera, Tenebrionidae. The record is from RefSeq and is a predicted model, not a curated record. Gene Ontology annotation, molecular function: guanylate cyclase activity; heme binding. The transcript has 11 exons. The coding region runs from base 255 to 2267 and encodes 670 amino acids. Gene Ontology annotation, biological process: response to oxygen levels; cGMP biosynthetic process.
CUUCAGUUGGCUCGGCGUCGCGGUGCCGCUACGUUCCUACCGACGUCCAAAACGCGACGAUAAGCACGUGAUCAUACCGACUGAUAGCGGAGGGAAAAAUUUAUAAUGUAAGGAUCAUCCGUCUUCUGUGCUAAACAAAUAUUUGCCCUUUUGUCAAAAAGCUCCAAUAAGCCCGGUUUUUGGGACUUGUUGCCAGGUUCCUGCCGAAUAAAUAAUCGGCGAUGAAACACAAAUGAGUCGAUAGAGUCGUAACGAUGGCGUCUUGUCCUUUCCGGCGAGCGUCCUCGCACGCUCUCCCCAACGGGGCCCUGAAGAGAUCUUUCACGUCGAGACAGUCCUCCAUCCAAAUCCCCAACGACGACCAAGAUGACGAAGACAAAAAUACGCUCAACUUGAAGCAUCUGAACGAUGCCAUCGUGACGCUGACGGCGCCGCCGAACGAAGCACUUCAAGUCGCCUUGGAGUCUCUCCUGCUGAAGGAAAAUGAAACUAAUCCCAGUAGGUACUCCUGUCUAAACCGAUUACCGAGCGACGUCAGCCAUUGUAGCCAUUAUGCCUAUUUGGAGGACUUAUACGACAUCAUUUCCUCCGAGGACGAAAUCGACGAAUUUGAAUUUCUGGACAAGCUGGGCCAGGAACUGAUCGUAACAUCAUGCACUGGACGCUUGGAACGAGCCCUCAAAUGCCUCGGGAGCGACCUGAAGGAGUUCCUCACCACUCUGGACGGCGUCCACGACGUGCUCAAGUACCAGGAGGAGGUGGAGCACGAAGGCGAAGCCUUCAUUUGCACGAGUGACGAAGACCACCUCCGGCUCGACUUCACCACGGAGAGGCCCGCCGUGGCCUACCUGCUAGUCGGUAGCCUCAAGGCCAUAGCCCGGAUUCUCUACAACACCCAAGCCUACGUAGAAGUCGCCCAGAACCGGAGCGACUCCCGCAAUUUCAGCUUCAAGAUCCGGCACGUCGGGGGCGAGGUCCUGGAGACCCCCAUCUCGACGCCCACGCCCGACGUGGACCUCCAGAUGGGCGUGGCCACCUUCUGCAAGGCCUUCCCGUGGCACUUUGUCCUCGACCGGAAGCUGGACUUGGUGCAGCUCGGUUCCGGGUUCAUGCGGCUUUUCGGGCGACUGUUGGGCAAUCUGGGCAAGUCCGUGGCGACCUACUUCGAGUUCCACCGCCCCAGAAGUAUUACUUUGAGCUUCGGCGAGAUCAUUAAAAGGGCGAAUACGCCGUUCGUGCUGGCCAUAAGGAACCUUCCGGGAGUUGAAUCGUUUCCAGCGGAAGGGCUGGAGCUGAAGGGCCAGAUGGUGUAUUGCCCGGAAUCCGACUCGAUCCUCUUCAUCGGCUCCCCGUUCCUCGACGGCCUCGAGGGGCUGACCGGAAGCGGCCUCUUCAUCUCGGACAUUCCCAUGCAUGAUGCCACCAGAGAUGUCAUCCUCGUAGGCGAACAGGCCCGAGCGCAGGACGGCUUACGCCGACGAAUGGAUAAACUCAAGAGCUCGAUCGAGGAGGGCAACAGGGCCGUCGAUAAGGAACGAGAAAAGAACGUCAGCUUAUUGCAUCUGAUUUUCCCGCCAGACAUCGCCAAGCGGCUCUGGCUAGGCCAGACCAUCGAGGCGAAAACCCACGAAGACGUCACCAUGCUCUUCAGCGACAUCGUUGGCUUCACGUCCAUCUGCUCCACGACCACUCCCAUGAUGGUCAUUAAUAUGCUGCAGGAUUUGUACAAUCAAUUCGACGUGUUUUGCGGCCAACUGGACGUCUACAAAGUGGAGACAAUAGGGGACGCCUAUUGCGUGGCCGGAGGCCUCCACAAAGAGACCGACACCCACGCCCUCCAGAUCGCCUGGAUGGCCCUCAAGAUGAUCGACACUUGCUCGCACCAUCACACGCACCAAGGCCAGCCGAUAAGGAUGCGGAUCGGCCUGCACACGGGGUCGGUGCUGGCGGGGGUGGUGGGGGUGAAAAUGCCGCGCUAUUGCAUGUUUGGCCACAACGUGACCAUCGCCAACAAGUUCGAAUCCGGGAGCGAGCCGCUCCGGAUAAACGUCAGCCCGACCACAUACGAGAGGCUGGCGGCGUUCGAGGGCUUCAGGCUGGAGGCGCGCGAGCGCUCCUGCCUCCCCAAGGACUUCCCCGCCAACAUUCCGGGCACUUGCCACUUCCUUUCCGACUACAAGCACCCGGCCUUGCCGCCGGACGCCGCCCUCACUCAGCACAUCGAAGCCGGCUUGAAAGAGAUCGGACUGAGCUCCGAGACUUCCUAAUAACGCCGGAGCAAUAGCCCGCUUGUACCAUAGCGCAAUAAUCGCACACUGUGUAUAUACCGCUGGACCAGACGACGCAAUAAGUCACGAUUUCUGUUCUCACCGCUUUUGUACAUAUGUAAAGACGGGACGAGCUCACUUUUCACCGACUUUGUGGAUUCGAUGUAUGUGUUACUACUGUGUUCAACUUCGGACUCGUGCCCGGGACUGCAUGUAUAAAGAAAACCAUUUCUAUUUACCUGAAAGUAUAAAGCGUUUGUUCUAAACUUCGGAGAUAGGAAUUUGUAAGAUUGUAGAUUGAGUUUCAAACAAAACUGUCUUUCCUUCUUGAGCUUUAUUCGAUCAAAUCAAAGACUAUUCUCAUGUUAAUGUAAAGUAGACGUAACUAUUAUUUCUCAUUGUUUUACGUUGAGUUGGAAGAUUGUGUUGCAUUGAAUAAAUUAUUAAAAUUA